AUGCAAUCAAACACAUUUCCAAGACCUAUCUUGAGGGAGGCGACUACGUUGCAGCUGCUGCCAAAGCAGCCGGUGAGCUCUAUGGCUAUGGCCACUCUGAUGUGCUGUUCAAGCCAACCAAGGCAGCUGAAGCACAGUUUCGACCCACAGCCUCAGAUGCCAUGUCCUACUUUGUUGGGCACAAGGCGGUCGAGAAUGGGUUAUCUUGAGGAUGCUGGCUUCGCCAUCAACGGUGGAAAGGGAUGGUCAAAUGUGGUUUUUGACAACCACAAAAUUCAUGUCAGCGGCAAUGUUGCCAUUGCCAUGGGCAACUACUUCUUCACCAGCGCUGCAGAUGGAAGCAAGACCAAAGUUGAGUACACUUUCGGCUACAAGAAGAAUGCGGACGGCAAGGUGCGCAUCUUCCUCCACCACUCCUCAGUGCCAUACAGCGUGCCUGCAGCCACUGCAUCUGGAGCGAUUACUGAAGAGGAAGUAAAGAGUGUGCAGGCAGCAUGGGCCAAUGCCAUCAGGAGUAUCUCCAAGACUUAUCUUGACGGAGGCGACUACGUUGCAGCUGCUGCCAAAGCAGCCGGUGAGCUCUAUGGCUAUGGACACACAAAUGUGCUGUUCAAGCCAACCAAGGCAGCUGAAGCACAGUUUCGACCCACAGCCUCAGAUGCCAUGUCCUACUUUGUUGGGCACAGAGCGGUCGAGAAGGGUUAUCUUGAGGAUGCUGGCUUCGCCAUCAACGGUGGGAAGGGAUGGUCGAACGUGGUUUUUGACAACCACCAAAUUGAUGUCACUGGCAAUGUUGCCAUUGCCAUGGGCAACUACUUCUUCACCAGCGCUGCAGAUGGAAGCAAGACCAAAGUUGAGUACACUUUCGGCUACAAGAAGAAUGCGGACGGCAAGGUGUGCAUCUUCCUCCACCACUCCUCAGUGCCAUACAGCGUGCCUGCAGCCACUGCAUCUGGAGCGAUUACUGAAGAGGAAGUAAAGAGUGUGCAGGCAGCAUGGGCCAAUGCCAUCAAGAGUAUCUCCAAGACUUAUCUUGAGGGAGGCGACUAUGUUGCAGCUGCUGCCAAAGCAGCCGGUGAGCUCUAUGGCUAUGGACACACAAAUGUGCUGUUCAAGCCAACCAAGGCAGCUGAAGCACAGUUUCGACCCACAGCCUCAGAUGCCAUGUCGUACUUUGUUGGACACAGAGCGGUCGAGAAGGGUUAUCUCGAGGAUGCUGGCUUCGCCAUCAACGGUGGGAAGGGAUGGUCAAAUGUGGUUUUUGACAACCACCAAAUUGAUGUCACUGGCAAUGUUGCCAUUGCCAUGGGCAACUACUUCUUCACCAGCGCUGCGUACACUUUCGGCUACAAGAAGAAUGCGGACGGCAAGGUGCGCAUCUUCCUCCACCACUCCUCAGUGCCAUACAGCGUGCCUGCAGCCACCAAAGUGCAGUCCCCAAGCUUGGUGACAACUUUGCAGCCAACAUUGGUUGGAGCAUAGAUUUGAUCUCUGAGAGGCCUGCUUUGGUCACAUCUUUAGUUUUUUUCGAUGCUGACGGUGACUUGAAACAGUUGCCUGGUCUGGUGCUUUGCAAAAGUUUUAUUGCACUUUUCUGCACGUUUGAGGCUUUUUAGGUUUGUCCUUUGUCCAGCUUUUGCCUCAAACAUUUUUGUGCAGUAUCAGUAUCAAAUUGAUUUGUACACAUGAUAUAGAUUUAAUGAUUGAAUUUUUAGCCGGACCUAGGAGCCGGCUGCGGGGAUGAAAAAUCCCCACCAGAGGAGAUAUCUUUCGAAGUUUUGGGAAGGGCCAAUGGGCUGCCGAAGGCCUAAGCUCUUCAACCAAGCAGCCAGUACAUAGCUGUGCUUUGCUUGGAGACCCUUGCAGCUUUUCGCAAUCGCCCGCCUC
Messenger RNA from Cladocopium goreaui, 1887 nucleotides. The record is from the annotation of a GenBank genome assembly. NCBI's taxonomy places the organism in Eukaryota, Dinophyceae, Suessiales, Symbiodiniaceae.